UCCGUUGCUCUUCUCUGCUGUCUGUUGAUCCUCGCGCUGUGAACCAGUCUUUGAUAUCCGAACAACCUUUCUGAUCCUGGGUCCAGGAACACCAACUAGCUCGAUUUCUGACUUUGAUGCAAGUCAACCCUCUCCAUCCACCUGUCCGUCAGCCAGCCAUCUGCCACUCUUGCCGACUCGCCUACGAAGUCAAUCGUCCUCGUCGACUCCCCUGACUGGAGCCCUUCCACUCCUCGACUCUUGACAACCACAAGAUCCAGGAAGUUUGGCAGCGGCUAGAGACGCAUCUCACAUCUCCCUCUCCCAGGUCCUGCCUCGUUGGUGGUGUGGAGAAGCGUCUGAAGUAGCUCCCGUCUCCGGGAAGUCAUCGAAACUUGGAAAGUCUUUGUCAUUAUUCACCUCGUACUCUCACUUCAUCCAGUCCCUUGAUGAUAGUCGCCAGUAAGCCCUUCCUAAACAAGUCGUCGAGCAGGAAUCCCAGACAUCCGUAAAGUCGGCGACCAGGGUGAACACGAGGAAGGUUGUUUUGUGACCACUCAACAGCGACGCAACAGCAUAGCAUCCACUGUAUCUGCGUCUUUUUCUGCCGCGCUGGAAGAGAUCAGCUGGACGAGGAAGCAGGAUAUUUCAGAGGGCUUUUCAGAAGCACAUGCCAGUCGAGGACGGCAGCAGAGCGCCAUUCAUCUACUUCGACCAGUCUGGCCCAUCAGUCCCCAGGGAACGGAGUCGCUCGUUGAAACUAUAAGAACAACCCUGCCACAGAUCUCACUUGGAAAAGUCACCGUCUAAAAGUCAAUCUCAUCAGCUUGUGCCUAUUACAGAUCUCCAGCGGGCCCUCUACACAUCUUAACUUCGACACCUCCAUCUGCUAAGGCGCCUCUAUCUUCGUCUGCCUAACUGCCUGUCUUUGUAUAUGUGUGUCUGUCAUCCAGGCAUCGCACACCUCAUCGAAGCAGGUGGAAAGGGUGCUUGGGGAAGAGACAAAAUAUCUCGGAGGAAGGCACGUCCAGCAGAUCCCAAAUCUCGAACCGCACCCUGAAAUCUUCUCCUCUCACAAACUUCGCAUCGCCAACUUAUUUUCCUUCUUGUAUCGUCGAAUUCUCUAUUUAAUAGCCUUCACCGAAAGCCGAAGAAGCUAGUCAACAGCUGGCUUUGCACCUGUCGUUACCUGUGAUCGCCUGUCGGUUCGUACUGUCUUGGAAACGACUCUGUCCAACUUCCGAACCUCUUGGUCACUUCACUUGUCUCCGCUGAGGCGCAUCUGUCAAAACCGUGUCAGUUAUCCUGACUACUUCCUCCCCUCAAAACUGCCUCCUCCAGACCAGACGAGACCUUUACGGCUCGCUUCUGAAUACAAGUCAGCAGUCUUUCCUGCGUACAUCUUUUUCUCUCAUUCAGCGUACUUGUACCUGCUAGCCGACAAGACCUUGGCCGUGCCCUAGCUCAAAUCUUCUUGCAGCUUGUAUCCUCUCAAACCGCCAUCUGAGUUCACCCUAGGGUUAGAGUCUCGAGCAUAACAGAAACCUUCACCCCAGACUGGACAGAACCCAAUCCUGACCAAGAUUCACUUCUGCUGAUUUCACCAUGGCAUCAGGCGGCGGAGCGUCUUUGCAACCAACCUUCCGUGGUCAUGUCGCCACGACUCAGGAUGCUUUGAUAUUGUUCGAAGCAUGUCUACAAGGCCAUCUUUCCCAUGUGCCGCGAAGGCCUCACGACCGGGAACGAUCCCACCUCAUUACGAGCGGUAGCAUCUUCAUCUACGAGGAGAACGCGUCAGGAAUCAAGAGAUGGACCGACGGUGUGACAUGGAGCCCAAGUCGAAUUUUGGGCAACUUCUUGGUGUAUCGCGAACUGGACAAGCCCUUCCCACCUGGCGAAAAGAAACGUGCCAUGAAAAAGCAACAGCGACGCCCAAGCCGCCCCGGCGAACCAUACGCACGUCCUGAUGGCUACGCUAAUGAGCAGUCCUCCCACGAUGCAGAGGCGGAGAGACAGCUCAUAGGAUCUCUGGUCGAUUCAUAUGGGUUCAAAAAGGAUGGUCUCGUAAAAAAGACCAUGAGCGUGACUGUCCAAGGUGUCACUCACCAUCUUGUGUCAUACUAUCUGGUUGGCGAUGUGUUGGCUCAAACCCUGCGCACUCCUUCCCAGAGCGACAGCCUUCAAUAUGUGCGCCCUCGCCUCGAGUUGACCCAGAAACAAAGCUUUCGGGCUCCUCUUGAAGACGUUGACGAUCUCGAGGGUGGCCAGCCAGGAUACGGCUAUCGGCUCAGUCAAGCUCCCCAGAGAGCCUCUUACGGGGGAGAGUAUAAUCAACAACCAUAUUACCCUGCGCAGUCUUACCCAACCCAAGCCUAUACCUCUCUGCCACCACAUACCGGCGUUGGUCCUUCUUAUCCAGUUGCCGUGCCACCAGUCCCGGCACCUUAUACUCUGCAACAGCCGCAGGUUGCUCCAAGCCACAUGCAAAACCAUCGACUUGAGUACAGUCAGUACGAUCAAGGUAGCUAUGGCCGCACUUACGAUCCGACCUCACGGUCGAUUCCGGCGACUCCUACCAGUCUGCCUGCAAGCAUGCCGCCUAACAUUUCUACCAUGGGAUCAGAUCGAUCUCAGACGCAGACAGGGAUGUAUCCGCCGAUGAGCAUGCAGAGACCAGUCAGCAAUAUGAGCCCGGUCUCCAUGGAUAUGCGAUCACAGAUGCCAUAUCGAUCUAGCCCGUAUACUCCCCAGCUGGAUCAAUCUCGCCAGACCCAAGCAUCUCCGAUCCCAGAUCGUCGGGAACAGGCGCAGCCAGCAUCUCACAUGUACCAGAGCCCAAGGGCCCCCUUCUACCCCGAAGAAACGCCUCAGCAAAACACCCAAGGGCAGUACUCGCAGCCUUCACCCUACACCCAAUGGCCCGGCCCAGCUUCACAACCACCUCAUCCACCACAAUAGAAAUAUGUGUGUCAUCGGCUCGAGACCGGCCAUUUAGCAGACAGACAUCCAAGAGAUCAUGGACGGAUAGAAUGCUACUCCCAAGACGAUGAAGAUUCGAUGCCAACGAAUUAGUCUCGCAUCACAUUACGACCAUGCUUUUAGUAUUGUCGGGGUCCGGUCUUCAUGCCUUUGGUUGGUUCAGAAAAAAUCUACUUGCUCAACAUUUGAGCAACUACGUUUCUGUAUUCUCAGAACCUGCUAGUUAAUACUCCAAGGGAGUUCUGGAAUGCACCUUGGUGUAUCGAGCCUGUCAGUUGCCGUCCACAGCUAUCUACACCUCAAACCAUCGUCACAACUACUUUGCUUUUCUGUACUUAUGAUGACCUAUUUUAUACCAAAAAAGGCCUUCCCCGUCGUGGAGGAGGCUAUCAGUCUUAUACGAGCCUUGCUGCACACAAGAGGAAAUCCAGGCACUGGGCGGAAAGAAGGAAGGAGGAAACCAGGAAAGGAAAAGCACAUGGAAGCGAAAAUGACCCCAACGGCCUCGCCCUUGAGAGUCAAUGAACUCAACGAUAUGAAUGAAGGAUGGCUGUACUUUGUUUUCUGCUUAUUCGUCUUAUGCAAGGAUAAUUACCUUUUUUAACUUUACUAAAAAGAAGUCGUUGUGAGGCGGUUUGAGGGAUAUCAGAAGCGAGCGCUAUAGCAACCCUGUUUGAGCUUUUGAUUGUUUAUGGAGUUUGUAAAUGGGAUUAGCUUCAUUAUGGCUCUGUUGGCAAUGUGCAGGCAGUAAAUGUGAACGGAUCUUCUGGACGGUCUUCUAGCCUAGCAUCAUUCGUAAUGGGGGCUUCACAGGAAGGCUUCCUCGUGUUCAAUAGGGGAGGGUAUGUAACGGGAACAAUGUAAUAAAGCAAUUGUCAGAGAGACUAAUAACCAAA
Messenger RNA from Exophiala oligosperma, 3854 nucleotides. RefSeq lists its product as uncharacterized. The transcript has 2 exons. The record is from RefSeq and is a predicted model, not a curated record. Gene Ontology annotation, molecular function: DNA binding. Bases 1585 to 2937 code for a protein of 450 amino acids. NCBI's taxonomy places the organism in Eukaryota, Fungi, Ascomycota, Eurotiomycetes, Chaetothyriales, Herpotrichiellaceae.